This is a messenger RNA of Rhipicephalus sanguineus (brown dog tick), 2720 nucleotides long. RefSeq names its product O-phosphoseryl-tRNA(Sec) selenium transferase-like. Gene Ontology annotation, molecular function: O-phosphoseryl-tRNA(Sec) selenium transferase activity; tRNA binding. Gene Ontology annotation, biological process: conversion of seryl-tRNAsec to selenocys-tRNAsec; selenocysteine incorporation. The record is from RefSeq and is a predicted model, not a curated record. Lineage: Eukaryota; Metazoa; Arthropoda; Arachnida; Ixodida; Ixodidae. The coding region runs from base 272 to 1681 and encodes 469 amino acids. The transcript has a single exon.
UUUCUUGCCCGUCUCCUUGGCCGCUCUUCGCUUAUCCUAGACGCCUUGUACAGCGAUCGUCGCUAUCAACCACUUGGCGGUCGCGCAAACGAAUACGAAACUUGCAACCUUUCUGGUUGACUUUCCGUUCUUGAUCCGGUGUUUGUUGGGUGAAUGACUAGCCGGGAGUGCAGCAACCACGACGUGUAGUUUGUGUAGUAGCAAGUAGCAACAGCGUGAGCUGGAAAACCGUUUUGACGAAGGCUCCGUUGUGAACUACGACCCCACCACCAUGAAUCCGAGCAACAUCGCUUUAGCCAAGAAGUACGUCAAGCCUACGUACGUCGCGCAGGCGGGACAGGCAAUCGGCGUCCACGAGUCCAAGGUGUCGCAGUUGCUGGAGCAGGGUCGCAUCCCCGACGAAGGCUGGGACGACUCCACCAUCGAGUUGCUCCUCCACCAGCUCUCCAUGAUGGACAGCAACAACUUCCUCGGCAACUCGGGCGUGGGCGAGCGCGAGGCCCGCAUCGCGUCGACUCUCGUGAGCCGUCGUCACUACCGCAUGGGCCACGGCAUCGGCCGGUCGGGCGACAUCUGCGAGACGCAGCCCAAGGCUGCGGGUUCGAGUCUCAUGAACAAGCUGACCAACUCCAUGCUGCUCCACAUGCUUCAGGCGGCCGGAGUUCCUUCCGCCAAGUCGUGCUUCAUAGUUCCCAUGGCAACCGGCAUGUGCCUGUCCCUGUGCAUGCUGACCUUCCGGAAGCAGCGAGGUCCGCGCGCCCGCUACGUCGUCUGGUCCAGGAUCGACCAUAAGUCAUGCUUCAAGUCGAUCCUCACGGCGGGAUUCGAACCGGUCGUCGUGGAGCUCCUGCGGGUCGGAGACGAGCUGCAGACCGACGUGGCGGCCAUGAGGUCCAGGAUCAGCGAACUGGGACCGGAGACCGUCGCGUGCGUCCUCACGACCACGUCGUGCUUCGCGCCCAGGGCGCCCGACAGCCUCGAAGAGGUCGCCCGGCUCUGCGCGGAGUUUGACGUCCCGCAUCUGGUGAACAACGCGUACGGCGUGCAGUGCACCAAGUGCAUGCACCUCAUCCAGCAGGCCUCGCGCGUCGGUCGCCUCGACGCGUUCGUCCAGAGCACGGACAAGAACUUCUUGGUUCCCGUCGGGGGCGGAGUCGUAGCCGGUUUCGACAAGGCACUCGUGGACUCCAUCGCCCAGACGUACCCGGGUCGCGCGUCGGCGGCGCCGACCAUGGACGUCUUCAUCACCCUGCUCUCGCUGGGCCUGUCCGGUUUCAUGAGGCUACGCGAUGAACGACGCAUCAUGUUCAAGUACCUCCAGGAAAGCCUCAGCAAGGUGGCCGAAAAACACGGCCAAGAGGUCCUCAAGACGCCCAACAACCGGAUUUCGAUGGCUAUGACCGUUCCAUCUGCGGACGCCGAUGCAGUGACGGGCAUCGGAGCGAUGCUCUUCACCCGUCUCGUCUCUGGAGCCCGAGCUGUGCCAACGCACCGGACCGAGCCGAAAAAGGUGGGCGACUGGACCUUCCGGAACUGGGGUUCCCACUCGGACAACUAUCCGUCGUCUUACCUGACGGCAGCCUCCGCCUUGGGCCUGCUGAAGGAAGAGGUAGACGUAUUUGUGAGGAAACUGGACAAGGUGCUAACCAAGGCGUAUGGUGGCCCGAAGGGUGAAUCUUAACUGUCCCUAAGUGUCAUAAUGCGAAGGUCAUAAUGCUUCGUCGAGAACAUUGACUGUGGCGAAACCUCAACACCGGUGGUGUCUUUUGUGAUUGUAGUCCAGCUUUAAGGACAUCUUUCUCAUGACCGGUUAAGUGUCGCGAGAAAAUUGAACUGACGCAAGUUUGACUUCAGACAAAGUCCACCCUCCGUGGUGAAAUGUGGCGACAAUUUCAGCUUCAUCGGCGUAGGUCAUUCUCGGAGGUGCCGUCGAGGAUGUCAACUGCGGCGAAGCGUCAAUGUCAAUGGUAUUUCCUGUGGUUAUGCGGGCCAACUUCAUAGUCUAUCACACUCGCGGUCUAGUCCUGUGUGGACAUUAAACUGUAAAACUGGCACGUCCUAGAAUUUCGGCAAAGUGCAGCCUAUCUCCGCGAGAUUGACUGACGACGAUUGGUUUCACGGUCAAAAGGUUCAUGGAACAAUGGUCAUUUCAUGUUCAAGUGCCGCUUUGGUUGCUUUUAACAACUGCAUAGCGUGGAACAUGCUGCAUUUCCAUAAUUGUGCUGAUGUAGCCCAAAACCAAAAAUUUCUGUUCUCUAGUCACCUCAACACACAUUGUGCAAGCUCCACAACUUGGAGUGUUCAAGAUGCAUUUACCGCCGCUCACUUACGAUAGCUCACUUGCGGAGCGACAUUGUGUGAUUUUCCUGUUAAUUACUCAUGGGGUAUUUUAAAAUCCUUCAAAGCCGCAAUGCCUCGCAGGCUAAAACGAGUCUGUUGGUGUCUCCUGAUGAAUUGCUUUUUCACUGGCCACUGCAUAAUAUAAAAAGAAGUUCUGUUUCUUUUAUACAGUAAAAAAAUAAAUACACUAAAGAAACCAAGCUAAGGAAAGGUACUGGAUGUGCUAUUUCGCUGCUAUGAACAGUUUAAGCUUGAAAAACGGGUUGCUUUGUUGAAGUUAACGCAGAGUAUGUUUUGCUUCAUGUGAUAUAUACAAAUGCGCACUUUUUGUUUUUAUUAAAUAAAGCUAUUUCCCCCUCAAAUUUCUUGUCAUAUACAUG